AUGGAUUCCAGAGAACAACCUCCAGAUAUUUUAGUUGCGGACCGCGGCCAUAGCGAAAACGAGCUUUCGCGGGAAACGUCCCCAGGAGGCGAACCUACUAGAAUCAAUGGGGGUUUACUUGAUGAUCACUUCAAAAAGGCACGGAAUAGACCAAGGACGUAUCCAUAUUUCAAAUACCUGCCCUAUACCGUCGAGGAUGAGAGUGAGCGACAACGCAGCCUGGAGGAAAUCCUCGAACACCUCUAUAUCGCCGUCGAAUCUGGAGAUUUCAAUCCAGGAGCUGUACACUGGACACGUGAAUUGAAAGGAUGGCUGUCGUUGAAGUUUGACCCGACGAGGGAGCAGAGGAUUAAAUUGGUGAAAUUUUAUUAUGAACUUGCUCUAGCUCCGGGAGUCGACCCGAAUGUCGCAGAGAGAUUCGCCAGCAUGUUUAUGCUUUUAACGAAAGAAAUUAAGAUAUUCGUUCUUCCUUCACAAUCCGGUUUGGUUCACUCCACGAAUUUGAAGAGGAAUAUCAAGACCUUAACGAAACUUUGUGCUUUUGCUCAACCUUAUUUCGACCCUUUGGAGUUGCCGGUGAUGCUGGAGGAAUUUCUACCCCAUUUCAGCACUUCAUUUAUUGAAGGUGCAUUCGUCGUUAUCGGGUUGAUGAACUUGUUCUUGCCCACGACUCCACCACUGGAAGACCGUGAAGACCUUCUCCCACAGCACUAUCUUCCAACUUAUUUCCACCUUUGGCCCCUGGUGAACCGAUCUAGAACUUUUGAUGUUACCUUCACAGAUCUCUUAUCGAGGAUGGCACGAGACGCACUCCCGGCCAGCUAUAUUCCAUUCUCCGAGUUUGGAAUCUUCACCUCCGAGCAAACCACACUCAUAUUUACUGCAAUUCUGAGGUUAAUGGAAAUUCCCGUUGGACAAGCGACCUCACCUUACAGCAGUGGUGUCGACUCUUUAUCAGGCCUAGGAUUAAUGCUUGAAAGGGAUUUCCGAAAACACCCAUUUACUCAUAAUAUUGCGCGAUGGAUAGUGAUGUCACUUUCGCCUGCAUGCCUUGAAACCGAACACUCUAUAUUAUCCAAGCUUGAAGGUUUGAUAGAAGCAGUGGAAACUUUCUUCCACCCUUCUAAUACUGGCGUAUGGUCAAAGGCGUUGUCACAACUGGUUUACUACCUCGCAGACUUCUUUGUGAUGCGGUGGAACAUGGAGCAUGACAAGGAAAACGAGGUCCCACCCGAGCGGAGAGUAUUCACUCUUCUCGAAAACCUCCCCGACGCUGCUCGGGUUCGCAGCGGCUCUCCCGAGGAGAACGUCGUUAAUACAUUACCUGCGACGCUUAUGCCUCUACUCGCAUCCCUUUCACCAGAACUAUAUGACCAAGCUUUAAUCAAAAUCGUAAAUUUUGUUUCUGGUCAUGUUAUCCAUCCAGCCCGAGAUGCAAUGGCAUUUAUUUGCAAUUCCGUUUGUAAAGUCAACCCUGAAAAGGCUCUGAAGAGUCUUGUUCCACUCCUAAUACAAUCUAUACGUACCGAGAUAGAUGAAAAUGGCGCGGCCUCCACAAGGACCACAGGCUCAGAUAUCUUGCCUCGCGACCGCGGACUCGUCUGGAAUGUUAAUCUUUUCGACAUUGCCAUCUACAUGCAACAAAAAUGCAAGGGCAUCCCAACUGUCCAUGUUUCGAAUUUUAUCCACCAUUUGCUUCUGAACCUUACGGCGACGUAUGUUAUUGACCACUCUCUGUAUGAGCCGGAUGUCAAGGAAAAGGGUGUUCAAGUAGAACAAUGGGGUCAGAGGCAUGACCCAAACCAUCUAACCAUCAAAUGGCAUGUCCCACAACGAGAAGAACUUGAAUUUGCAGUCGAGCUCUUCAAGUCACAGGCAGAGAACGCUCUGGAUCAACUUACAUCCCUUACAAGCGAGACACCAAGUAUAAACCGAGACGGAAGCGGCAAGGAAUGGUCCGAUGAAGUGACGCGAAAGCUUGUUUUACUCAGACUCAUCAUUUCUGGAAUUUCUAUGUUGUUUGAUAACAAGGCAGCUUCAUACUACAACACUGGGGAUAGACAUCCCCGUGCAGAUCUUGACGUCAAAAUGUCCGAUGCGAACGACUCAUGUUCUGACGAAGGAAGUUCUGAAGAUGAUUCUGCACUAGACGGCUCUGACGAUUCUGCUGUGCGACAAACAUUCCAAUAUCCUACUGGAUACCUAUUGAAAGAAGACGACCCACUCUAUAUCUCCAUCCAUGAGAUUAGACGCCGGGUUGGUGAAGUUUUACAUAACGUUCACAGGUUUUUGGUGGAAAAGCAGGAAGAUGACGUUUCAUGCUUCCCUCCUUUGUAUACUGCCUAUCGUUCAUGGUUUGUCGACGUUGGAAUAGAGAAAUCCGCCCAUAUUCUCGACCGAGUUACCAAACUCCUCGCGGCUGACACCCAGCCAUAUAAAGUAAGCGGCGUUCGUAAAGAUUAUCCUCGGCCUUUGCUUGUUCGUCGUGCGAAUGUUUAUCACGUGCAAAGACUCCGACACAAUGCCUCCCCUCGAUCUCGAUCUAAGCUUGAUGAAACCCUUCUACUUGAUCUCGCUGAGUCGAGUGUCUCGCUGUACACUGAUAUAAGGCGAAGUGCCCAAGGAGCCAGCGAAUCUGCUCUCAAGGCGAUUUGGGGAUCAAGACUACUUAUUAUUCCGACCUUGAUCAAAGCACUACAAAUAGCAAUCAAGACAAACGAUUACCGCCGUUUAAAAGGCGCCAUAUACUCUAUCCUUUUCAGCAGUAUCGCAAAACCCGUGGGCCGGCAUUGGAAAUACGCGCCGUCUCUCAUUAAGGCAUUUAUAGAAGCCAACGCCGUUGAUAAGCCCUCGAUUCAAAAACUGUGUUCCGGGGCUGUCUAUCAGAUUAUGGAUUAUGGCCGCCCAAUGGAGAGAAUGGCGGUACUUGACCAGGACAUUAUAAAGUCUAUCGCCCCAAAAAGUGAUGUGCAAGCUAUAAUUGAUAAUAAACGGGAAGCUCUUCAAAAGAAGCGAGCUUUGAUAGAACAGAAGAAGGCCGAGCUUUCAGAAGAGCUGACCGAUUUGGCACGGGUAUCCCACUGGAAAAUGGCCAGCAGGACUGCAGCGAUCGUCAUUGGCUUGGGUCUGAGAUUUGAUUAUGUCGCAAGCGAGAAUUUGGUAAACCUCAUCAUACAAGGAUCCAUCGAUUCUCACCCGAGCCUGAGAGGGAUAUACUCACAAACCCUUGUUGCUCUGUUUACCAUGGUAGAUGUGAGGGCAGUCUGCAGUCAUAAAUAUGAAAACUACAUCAUGGGUGUUCAACGUUUUCCUUCCAAAAUCCAAGUCGCCACACAACCAUACAAAAAGGGUUGGACUGAGGAGUACCUUGCAAGUUUCGCCAGGCCGGAGGCGGAAUACUAUGUCGACCACGAUUAUCCUGGUUGGCUUGUAUGGGGAAAGACCAUGCCAGCAUAUAAAUCUAACAUCAAGCAGGAUAUCGAGUACGACGAGCUUGAAUGGAAUGUUCGCAAACAAAUGGGAAAGCUAUGUACUCGGGAAUGGUUUGCAGCGUUCUUCAAAUACUUGAAGCAGGAGCCAAGGGAUAUCUACGCGGAUAAAUUUCGCAUGUCAAGCGCUAUGACGCUACUUUAUGUUUUCGAGCUCAUGCUUAGAGAUGAGUUGACAGCUGCCACGUUUGAAGACAUCAAAGAAGAGAUUGCUGUUGUUUUUGAAGAUGGGAGUGAUAAACAUCAACACCGUGCAACCGCGGAAAUACUGGGCGCGCUUAUCGGCUCGGUAACAGAUACGAGCGUUGACAAACGAACCCUAGUAUGGGAAUACGCAUUUCCCAUUGUUCGCCGGAUAUUUUCAGAUGGCCUUACCCCAGAAAACUCUGGAUAUUGGACAACGUUCGUGCAUAUGAUAAUGCAAUGCAGGGACCCACGUCGCCUCUGGCCUCUCCUUGAUUGGUUAACCAGCUUCCGACUAGAUAUGAAUUCGAAUGCGGCGUUUAAAGAAAGCUCGAAAAUCAACUUAUUGCACCAAUGCAUCCUGGACGUCGGUUGGCACUUUCAGUUAGAAAAGCCGAUUGUUGCAGACUUUCUUGCUCACCUUGAUCAUCCUUACAAAGGAGUCCGUGAAGCCAUAGGCCACACUCUAGGGUCGAUUUACCGGACUAGGUAUCACGAGUCAUAUGAAAAUAUACAACAAUUGAUUCAGGCACAAAAAGAAGCCUCUUCUAUUGGCACGCGUCCCUACAAGCCAAGCAAGGAAUUUGCAGAUACUAUAGUCGAUGUGUUCAGCCGGCUGGAAAGGUGGCGCGGGGAAAGGGUUCCUGGUCAACAAACACCGUCCUCAUACACUUCAGGGAGCAAAACCGUUCUUCUCUGGCUAGACUCCACACUGUCGUCACAUGAAUGCACUCAGCUUCUGCAAUUCUUUCCAGGUACUUUUACAGAGGAGCUUUUGCAUAUGAUGGAUGUCAAAGAGGACCAGGAACUACAAAGACUCGCCUACCACGUCUUCCGUCACCUUUCAAAUAUUCCCCAUCCUUCUGGGGAUGACUCCGAGUUUGUGGAAUCUUUGAUUCGUAUUGGGCUUACGUCUUCUUCGUGGCAUCAACGACUUCGCGUCAUGAUCAACAUCCAAAUUAUGUAUUUCCGCCGUCUUUUCUUGCUGUCCAAAAUUGAUCGUGAGAAGCUAUUCGAUUGCAUCGCCUGUAUGCUCGAGGAUACCCAACCUGAAGUCCGGGCUGGAGCUUCUGCAACGCUCUCUGGCAUGAUCCGCUGCUCUCCUGCGUCAUUACGUAACGAUAUGGUUCUCAAAUUACGCGACAGGUUCACAAAAGCGCUUACUGACAAUCCACUCCCGAAGAAAUCUCGUCAUCAUGGUUCCGGUGUAUCCUCAGGUGUUUCCACAGGCGCCAGCACUCCAAACCCUGAGAAUACCCGACUUGUUCUCACAAGACACGCUGCAGUCCUUGGAUUAGGUGCCCUCAUACAGGCUUUCCCCUACACUAGCCCUCCGCCACAGUGGAUGCCCGACGUUUUAAUCACACUGAGCCACAAAGCCGCAGGUGAUCCAGGCAUUGUGGGGCAAAGCGUGAAGUCCAUAAUUAGUGAUUUCAAGAAAACAAGACAAGACACCUGGCAUAUCGAUGUCAAGGCUUUCAAACCGGACCAAGUUGAAGACCUCGCAGGGGUCCUAUGGAAGAGCUAUUUCGCGUAG
Molecule: messenger RNA, 5208 nt
Organism: Histoplasma mississippiense
Lineage: Eukaryota; Fungi; Ascomycota; Eurotiomycetes; Onygenales; Ajellomycetaceae
Exons: 5
Coding region: 1-5208 (1735 amino acids)
Biological process (GO): proteasomal ubiquitin-independent protein catabolic process
Cellular component (GO): nucleus; cytosol
Molecular function (GO): proteasome binding; peptidase activator activity
Source: RefSeq, a predicted model, not a curated record